This is a messenger RNA of Carica papaya (papaya), 951 nucleotides long. Lineage: Eukaryota; Viridiplantae; Streptophyta; Magnoliopsida; Brassicales; Caricaceae. The record is from RefSeq and is a predicted model, not a curated record.
CUGCCCUCAAACCAGAUAACAGUUUUGGAUUAGCCCAUCCCCGCUACUCUCCACCAGAGCCAGAGGUGCUUCCCCCUUCGUUUCAGGCUGAUGCUCACAGGUUCUUAACAAUGGCUUCUUCAGUUACUUCUUCCUUCCAAUCCAGGUCUAUGUUUUUGGGCAAUAGCAAAGGAAUCCACAUCUCUGGUGUCCCUGUAACUCGUGUUGGUUUUUCAAGGAAGAUAGUGGAAUGUAAGGAAUCACGAAUUGGGAAACAACUAAUUGUAGUGCCAGCCAAUGUAACACUAACAUUGGAAGGUCAAGAUUUGAAAGUAAAGGGUCCUUUGGGAGAACUUUCAUUGACUUAUCCACGCGAAAUUAUGCUGGAGAAAGAGGAGUCUGGGUUGCUAAGGCUCAAAAAGGCAGUAGAAACUAGAAGAGCCAACCAAAUGCAUGGGCCUUUUCAGACACUGACUGACAACAUGGUAGUAGGAGUAUCCAAGGGAUUUGAGAAGAGACUUCAACUGGUUGGAGUUGGGUAUCGUGCAGUGUUAGAAGGAAAAGACUUAGUACUGAAUCUCGGGUUUUCACAUCCGGUUAGGAUGGCAAUCCCUGAUGGUAUCCAAGUGAAGGUGGAAGAGAAUACCAGAAUUGUUGUUAGCGGAUAUGAUAAAAGCGCCAUUGGUCAAUUUGCUGCUUCUGUUAGGAAAUGGAGACCCCCGGAACCUUAUAAAGGUAAGGGUGUUAAAUAUGCUGAUGAAGUUAUUAGAAGAAAGGAAGGAAAAGCUGGGAAGAAGAAGUAGUGGAAGCACUCCUUGUCUCCUUGUUUCGUUUUGUUGUCUCGUAUAUGUGUUCCUCAUUGUUCAUCUGCAAUUCCAGAUGUACUUGUUAUAAGCCAAUGUAGAUGAUUUGGUUUAUGCUGUUGCAAAACUUGUCAGUAGUGUAAUGCUCCGAGUAUGAGUUGGAAGGGUC